This is a messenger RNA of Drosophila eugracilis, 3301 nucleotides long. RefSeq names its product transmembrane GTPase fzo. Gene Ontology annotation, cellular component: mitochondrial outer membrane. Gene Ontology annotation, molecular function: GTPase activity; GTP binding. NCBI's taxonomy places the organism in Eukaryota, Metazoa, Arthropoda, Insecta, Diptera, Drosophilidae. Gene Ontology annotation, biological process: mitochondrial fusion; mitochondrion localization. The record is from RefSeq and is a predicted model, not a curated record.
UAUUAGUUCAGUGGCCCAUUAAUGUGCAUAUUGCCUGCUCGUUUUCGGACUCUCUUUUGGUUGAUUUCAUGAUUGCGGUAAUUGUGUUAAUUUUUUGGGUAAAUAAGUUUGAAAAGGUGAGGGUUGAGGGGGUUAUGCAUUUAGUUGGUAGCCCGAUUGGGGUCAGUUGGAAAUUGCAGGCUAAAUUGUGGCAAAUUAGGCAGGAAAUCAAUGUUAAAAGGGAGUUAUGGUUUAAAAAGUAUAACAUUUGCAUGUUAGAUUUUUUAAUAAAUAUUUUUAAGUUUUUAGGGACAUCUAGAGUAACCUUAGCUCCUCUCUUCAAAGCAGCUUAACUUUUAGUAUAUCAUAGCCCCUCGAAUCAAGCCACCCAACAUUCGUCAUCGUAGUUUUCCUAUAUUUUCUAACAAAUUUCCUACAACAACCUAAAAGAAAAUGUGUGACUCGGACUCUGGAGAUAGUACCUCCUCGCAAUCCUCCUACAUAUCCCGCUCAUCAUCCUCUUCCUCUCGACUGAGUGAGUUUGUGGAUGCCAAGACGGAGCUGCAGGAGAUCUACCAUGACAUGAGUAACUACCUAUCCAGUUUUCUAACCAUCAUAGAAGAAAGUGUUCUUCUGAAAGAUCUCCAAAUGCUAGAUCAACUUAACAUCUUCACCAGCAAAGUAGAAGCCAUAGAGAAGGUUCUCUCAAGGAAUCGCAUGAAGGUGGCUUUCUUUGGUAGGACCUCAAAUGGCAAGAGUGCCGUGAUCAAUGCCUUGUUGCAUGAGAAGAUCCUGCCCAGUGCCAUGGGUCAUACAACCAGUUGUUUUUGUCAGGUCCAGGCUAAUAGCACAGAUGAAGCAGAGCACUUGAAGAUCGAAGAGGAGGAGCAGCAUUUGGAGUUGAGUGCUCUACAGGACCUGGCUAGUGCACAUUCUCCGAGGGCACUAAAGCCCAGGACACUGUUGCAUGUAAAUAUGCCCAGGAGUCGCUGUGCCCUCUUAGAUUACGAUGUGGUUUUAAUGGACACACCUGGCGUGGAUGUCACAGCUCAAAUGGAUGACUGCCUGGACAACUAUUGCAUGGAUGCGGAUGUCUUUAUUCUGGUUCUCAAUGCAGAGUCCACUGUAUCUCGUGUGGAGAAGCAGUUCUUUAAAGAAGUAGCCUCCAAGCUCUCACGUCCCAAUCUCUUUAUACUAAACAAUCGCUGGGAUGUGGCCAGCAGUCAGGAGCCGGAUAUGGAGGUUCAGGUUAAGGAUCAGCAUAAGGAACGCUGUCUCAACCUGCUCAUAGAAGAGCUGGGGGUUUAUUCUAGUGAAGAGCAAGCCAGGCGUAGGAUAUAUCAUGUCUCAGCCUUGGAGGCCUUACAGUUGAGAAACGGUCGCAAUAAGAAUCCCUCGCCGCAGACUCAAGAGCGGUAUCUGGAGUUUCAGCGAUUCGAAAAUGAUUUUUCCAACUGCCUUGCGGAGUCUGCUCUGAAGACCAAGUUUGGUCAGCACUUACUAAGUGCCCAGGAGAUUUUAAACCAGUUAGAAGCCACUUUGAUAGCUCCUUUGAUAGCUAAAGUUACUAAACUAAUGAGGGAUAGUGAGCAGAGAAGAUCAGAGUUGUAUUUGGAAAUGCACGAUCGGGGAAGGCAAAUAGAAAAGACGAGGGAAGAGCUGCAAUUCCGUUGCCAGAAUUUAGAUGAACUGACUCUGAGCUUAAGUCAUUGGGUUCUAAAGGAACAGAUCAACAAGAUUGUUCCCUCAGCCGUGGAGUCCUUUAAGCAUUCGUUCUGUACUCACAUCCCAAUGCACCUUAUCCACUACCAACGGGCCUUGAGUGCCCAUUUGGAUGCCCACCUAACGAAUAGAUUCGUGGAAUGUCUAUCCUUGCCCCUGCAGGUUAGGCUAUGCCAAUUGGAGAUGGAUUUCAAGGGUGAGGCGACGGAGGAAGCUCUUCGAUGGCAGCUCAUCUACAACUUGAAUUGUCAUUCCUAUAUGGGUGACUUUCAGCCGGAUCUGAGGUUUCGAUUCUCGUGGGGAAUAGCUGCCCUGUGGCAUCGUGUUCGUGGGAUGCUGUCACUGCCCUCCAACUCAGUUCAGAAUCGCAAGUUACUCAAUGGCCACAAGGAAGCACCACCUCCGGCACCUCUCAUCCACCAAAAUCAUUUCCAAAUGAUAGCAUCUCUGGUUAAGUCCGAAGGUUGUCUUGGAACCUUGUUAGUAGGUGGCCUGGCAGUUCGUUCCGUGAACUGGUUAACCAUCUUGAUCCUUGGAGGCCUUGUGGGUUCUGUAUACCUCUACGAGCUGUUCAGUUGGACGCCAGCGGCUCAAGAGCGCAGCUUUAGGAGUCAGUACACCAAACACUUGCAACAGCAACUCCGAGCGGAUGUGCAACAAACAGCGAAUGGGUUUGAACUCCAAAUGAGGCAACAGCUGGCCAAAGUCCAAAACUGGUGGAUAGCCGAGGCGGAGGAGUUUUCCAAUGACCUGGACUUGAGAACCUCGGAGCUGACCAAGCAAUUAAAAUCGAUGGAGGAGUUGCAGCUGAACCUGAAGAAGUUUAGGGGCAAAGGAAAUCUGCUGGCCAUAAGAUUGGGAGAAUUUCAAGAGCUCUACUUAAGCGGUAGAGGAUGAAAGUUUUUGAGGAAGUUAUAGGAAAAUUUAGAAGGCCUUUUUGGGAUAAUUUUAAAUUUGUUUGGUUUUUGUUCAAGUUUUUAUUUUGUUUUAUUUUAAAUUUAUAUUUUGACUACUAGUAAAUUAUCUUUUAAAAGACUUUCUUGAUAGUUUUUUAUACUCGCUUUACCCAAAAAGUCAAGCUUUUUUGGGUUCUUCUUUCAAGCCCGAGCAAGGCAAUCUUAGCCAUGCAAAUUUAAGCAGUUUUUAUUGCUGUUGACUGUUUGAAUUACUUGAUUAGAUUGUUUUUUCUUCCUCUUGAUGGCUCACACACACACUCGCACAUACUGACAAGCCGAGAUACAUGCACAUGCUGGGAAUAAGAACAAGAGAACCAGUUUUGACUUCUUUUUUUUUGUGUGGCAGACUUACGGCUUAAACAAAGCGUCCAUAUUGAAGCGGCCAAAAGCAAAAGUACAACAAAAUACAGACUCGCACACAUACAUAAAAAAAACAACCAAGCUGAACUACAAGCUCCGCCCAUUGCUCACACACAUACACAAGGCAAGCGAGUGCGCAUGAACAAAGGCAGCUCAAAACGGGGAGGAAGUUAAUACGGUUGUUUCGCUCGCACUUAGGCUCUGGCAGCGACUUGAGAGCGCCAUUUCUCUUGCGCCGCUGCCGACGCUGGCAGCGAUGGCGGAGCAGCGACAGCGGCAGAGAC